GAGAGACAGAGAGGCAGAGACAGAGACAGAGAGAGACAGAGAGGCAGAGACAGAGGUGGAGGGCGAGUCAUGGAGGGUGGGGAGAAGAAAGCCUGGCAGGGAGGAAGGGAGGCAAGACCCGGGUGGGAUAAGCGGGGCCGAACGGAGGGUGUGGGACGUCCUGGCCGAGGGCUCUGGGGUCUCCGGGAGCCCUGGAGGUGGGGCCCUGGGGAGGGGCACGGAUGUGACCGUGAACAAGGUGGGGACAAGGUGGCUGAAACGCCGAGGUGUGCAGGGGGCUGUCUGCACUGGAGCCCAGCACGGCCCCCGGACGACGGCAGGGAGGCUGGCGUUUUCCGAAUACACGAUGAUCCACGGGGGGGCUGGCAGGGACAGUGGCAAGCAGCGGUGACGGGAGGCUGGAGAACCCGAACGGUCUGGACAGGUCCCUGGGCAAGACGAGCACACCGGGAGGGAGCCAGUCGAGGCCCAAGGAGGAGGCCCUGGGCCAUGCCUGUGGCCGGGGGUCAGCCGGAGAGACCCACACGGACCCCUCCCGGGGGGACACGGGGGAGGCCAGCCAUGGGUCUCAGAAGGCAGAGCUCAGAGGACGCCGGCUGCGGGCACAGGUUUGGGGCCUGGGCCACGGCGAGCCUGCCUCACGGGUGAGAGGACGGAGGGAGCAGAGAAGGACGUCAGGCGUGUAAGGCCUUGGCGGGCAGGGGGGAUGCGUUCCCGGGAGGGGCAGUGACCAGCGAGGGGGGAGAAGUGAGGAGUGGGCGCUGAGGUCGUCUUAGGAGGCGGGGGUGGGGUCUGCACGGGAGGAUGUGGGGCCGGGUUCGGAGGUGACCUCAGAAGGGUCCCCCGGCCCAGCCAGGAGCCUGUGGGAGGGUUUUCAGGAAGCAUUUCUGGGAAGCCUCCGGUGUAACUGCAGGGAGGGGUCCCGCAGGCCUGGAGGCAGGAGGGGGGAGGCACCACCAGGGGAGGGGCGGGGUGAGGGAGGCAGGGGGCCUCGGAGGGCCUUGCCGAGCCACCCACUUCCUGUGUCGGGGCAAGCCAUCUGGGAUCCGGAAAUUAAGCCAGCUCUCCAAAUCCCCUCUGGGUCUCCGUGUUCCUGAGGUUGAUAGAACAUUCAGGCCUCUGGGCGAGCCGGAGAAUCGCGUUUCAACCCCGGGAUGGGGAAGGUGCCCACCGGUCCCGCAGGAUGCUGGCCACAGGCCACCGAACCGUGGAGACUUUGGGAAAGAUCUCACCAUUGAGCAGGCUCGGGCGUUGGGAGAACUCACCUGAGCUCACCCAGCCCCCUGGUCCCCCGUCCCGGGGCAGGGUGGGCCAGCAAGCUGUCGGGGUCCUGGUGGCCACCAGGGCUCCGGAGAAGGAAGCUGGGGGACCAGAGGGCUCGCUCCUGGCCUCCCCCCAGUGGUCCUUCCAGGGGCCUCUGCGGGCAGCUCUCUGCUCACAGCCGGGGAGCCUGGAGAGGGCCUGGUCCCUUGGCCCCCCAAGCCAGGCUCUGCAGGGACAUACCCCCCCUCAGGCGAAGUCCCAAGGUCUCAGUCCUCCCGCGAGGGUCUCCCUGGGCCCCAGGACCCCCCUCAGGGCGGUCUCCCUGCCUGCAGUGACGGCUCCACCUGACUCGUGCCCGGCAGGCUCCAGACUCAGCGUCCUGUCUCCUUGCAAAUCUCGGCCCCUCCUCUGUGACUACAGCCGUCUGUCCCUCCCGCACCAGGCCCACCCGAUGCCAGUGCACAGUGCCCGAGGUCAGCUGCCUGCGGACAGCCUGGCUCUCCGCUGCACCUGCCAGCUUUGCCCUCCCCAGCCGCCCCAGAGCCGUUUCACACUGGCCGUGCCUCACUGGCAGCCUGAGUGUCGAUGCUGGAUGGCCAGAUUUCUGGAAGGUUCUGCAGGGAGCAUGCAGCCUGGCAGGUACCAGGGUGAGGCCUACACCCACGAACAAAGACCUACAGAGCCCGGAGAUCUGGCUUCCAGGAGUGUGGAGAGAGACAUGGUCCUUGAGGACCUGGAGGAGUGUUUCCGACACAAAAACACCCUCGAUGCAAUACCGUCUUCCUAGUCAGGCCAAUUAAAGGAUUCACAAAUGACGCGCGUUACCUGGGUGGGCACGACGGCGAGCGGGAAGGCUGGACUCCCCAAGGCCUCGUCGGGAGGCCCCGCGUGCGGAUCGGUGAGGCUGAAAUAACAACUCACCUACCAUGAGGUCAUUCUGGAAUGUGAGGUCUCUGCCAAACAGACCUUCUGACCCCACCUCCACCCCAGUCCGACAGGGCAGGCCCUGGGCAGGCCUGGGCAGUCCCAGAAGCCCUCCCGCUGGCAGACAUUUGCCUCUGUGGAAGCGAACGGAGAGGGACCACACAAGUGGAUCCCGAUGAAAGUCAAGCGAUCCUUCCAGGGAAGUCCCGGGCGGCCGAGGCCCUGGGUCUCGACAAGGGCUGGACCCCACGGGUCGCGGGAGCCUGGCACCUGCCAUUCGGCAGGUCCCCGAGGACCCGUGCCGUGGAGCUGCAGAGAGAGGGGCCUUCCCCCGUCUCUGCUGAGUCGGGCUUUCCUGGAACUUUGGUGCCCUGGGUGUCCUCAAGUGACGUCCUCAGAUCACACGGCCGUCUAGUCGGGCAGGAAAGCCUGGACUCCUUCUUUCUCCACCAGAAACUAAAGUGUCACAGCAGCUCCUCUGAGCAGUGACCUGUUCAGUUAGGAGCGGCUCCUAAAAAGAACACGACGCCCCAUCUGCUGCCUGUGGAGCGUCAGGGGCACUUCUGGUUUGACCGUUGACUUGUCUUGAGACGCGGGGAACGCUUUUCCCUCCCUCUUUGCUUCUGAUCGUACGAGGAGAUGUGAGAUGUGCGUAGAUCCAGCGGGCGAACACGGAGAGAGGGUGUGCCGGUCGGCAGGAGCUUACACGUCUCGGUUUCCUGGGGUGCCUCCGGAGGUGACACCAGAUGGUGGUGAUCGACCGUAAAAAUGUAACAUGCCUGUUGUGAGUCUCCUAGAGAGGCUCUGACAGGCGGUGGCACGGCUUCCAUGGGACCACAGGGGGGCCGGUGCAACUUGGGCACUUUUUUCUUUUCCUUCUAAUUACUUCCUCUCCAGACAAACCUCCCUGCCACCCCCCCCCCCCCCAAGAAUAGAACUGAGUUCAGAAUGUUCCAGGGCA
This is a messenger RNA of Acinonyx jubatus (cheetah), 3148 nucleotides long. RefSeq lists its product as uncharacterized. The transcript is spliced from 3 exons. The record is from RefSeq and is a predicted model, not a curated record. NCBI's taxonomy places the organism in Eukaryota, Metazoa, Chordata, Mammalia, Carnivora, Felidae. Bases 1184 to 2050 code for a protein of 288 amino acids.